CAUUGGAUGAAAUUAUCCGAGGAUUUUAAAAAGAUUUUAGUAAAUUCAAGGCUUGAAUUAAUUUUAACAAGGAAAAAUGUUGAUCCAAUAAAAAAGUUGUUGGGUCAACAUUAUCAACAACAACUAUUGCACUGGAAAUUAAAAAAAAAAGUCUGGAAAAUCUCACUUGUGAGCGUAGAUAAAAACGAAAGAUUGAAGUUAAUGAAAAAUAUAGAAAAAGAAAAAAGGUUUUUUAUUCCGUUUAGAUCAUACGAAACAUAUGAAUAUCCUCAAUUUGGUGACUCGAAAAAAGUUGUUUGAAAUUUGAAAACCGCUUCAAAGUUGGAAAAACCGAGAUAUGUUUUAAUUGGAUUACAGAAAAAUAGCGAAAAUUAUAGUAAAUUUGAGCAUUGUAAUUUAAUAAACGUUAAAGUAUAUUUGAAUUCUGUUAUGUAUCCGUAUAAAGAUUUGAAUUUAGAUUUUA
Molecule: messenger RNA, 463 nt
Organism: Cinara cedri
Lineage: Eukaryota; Metazoa; Arthropoda; Insecta; Hemiptera; Aphididae
Source: the annotation of a GenBank genome assembly